AUGGUGUUUAAAAAGAGAAGUAGAGAGGAGAGCGCUAUUCAGCUCCACGGACAGCAACUGUCAACCCUGCGCUCUGGUUUUGGGUUCAGCACCAUGGACAGUGACAGAGAGUACCGUGCCGAUUCUGGUACAUGCAAGUCAGAGUCUCAUUCUGACCUGGACAACCAGGUGUGUUCCAUCUCUAGCUAACUGGUGACAUUUCCCUGAUCAAUAUGUGGCAACCCAUCCAGACACUCUGGCCCUGGAUGACUGGAACUUGGCACCUCUGCUGUACAGACACUACACCUGCACCUGGCUAAACCUAACCAUGUGUUCUCCUCUCUCUUUCUUUCUCUGUUUUCUACAGGGGGAUAGCUGGGAAGAAAUGUGGCACCAUAAUUCUAUCUGCAGAGGAGCUGGGUAACUGUAGAGUAAGUAGACCUAAUACUACCUUCUGACAAUACUAUACAGUAGACUGUAGACUGUAAACACCACUACCUUUUGGUGUUCCUUUUUACUGCCUGUCACUACAUACAACUUAAGCAUAAGUCUCCUAUCACUGUUACCUGUCACUGCAUAUCGUUGUACUGUAUAUAACUGCAGAGAAAGCACCAAUCUACCUUCUUACAUCACCAUCCCUGUUACUGCACACAAUAUCAUAUAAAUAUCAUAGCACUACUGCUUACUCUUACAACUACAUAAACUCCUCAAAUUCAAAUCUGGACCUCCAAGCCAGUUCCACUGCAUUUUUUCAUUGUUCACCUCUAAUUAGGGACUGAUUUAGACCUGGGACACCAGGUGGGUGCAAUUAUAUUUAUCAGGUAGAACAGAAAACCAGCAGUCCAGUUUAGAUGUAUGCAGUAAGUUAUAGUUACCUUGAGGCCAAAUAUACAGACAGAUUUCAACAGAUCAGAAUGAUGGAAUACAUACAUAUCCUUGGGUCCUUGGGUCUACUGGUCACAAAGACAUGAAGCACUUACUUAUUCAAGCAUAUGGAAUCCAUAAAGGAGAUAAAACAGGACAUACAGUACAGAACAUCCUUGGAGUUGUCUGGGAGGGUUUCAAACUACCUGAAAGACAGUUGAUGUUUAUAACCUUUUAUAAGCUUUUAGUGAAGGAACAAAGGGUGUAGCUUCCCUGUUCAGCUAUUAGAAUGGGAUGGGUCUGAUUUAUCAGCACACGCACACACACACAGACAUACACAAACACACACACAUGCACACACACAUUUCACAGAUACUCUUAAGCUUAACGUAUGCUUCCCAGUCUAAACAGUUGAGGCAAGUCGAAGUUCGGUAGCCGAAGUCUACGCCCCUUCGCCGGUGAUUGGUCAACAGUACUACACCUAGUAGGACUGGGAACAUGAAGUGUUUCUUGUCAUUGAAUGAGAGAUGACUAGUGUUCAUGCACAUUUUUUCAGUUGAGAAAUACUGCACCAAACAUCUUAGUUAGAUUAAGACUAAGACCUCUUCGGCAACAAUGUCAAAAUGAAUGACAGAUUUCCUGAUACAUCUUUGAUUCAUUUAGACUAUUUUGAGGAAUUGUUUCUGGCUAUGCUGUUGCUACAGUGGGCCAAGAGGGACAAACAACAGUAAUAUUGCAGUUUUUUUCAAUUUUUCAAGCGAAUGUCUUUAGAGAGUAUGCGAGUACAGACGUUCGCUUCGCCGAGUUCUGCUAGGUUCCAACCGAACCGAUUUAUGCGACCACCUUUACCCUCAUGGUGGACACAGGGAAAGGGGAUACAUAGUCAGUUGCACAACUGAAUGCAUUUAACCUAAAUGUGUCUUCCACAUUUAACCCAACCCCUUUGAAUCAGAGAGGUGCGGGGGGCUGCCUUAAUCGACAUCCAUGUCAUCGGCGCCCGGGGAGCAGGUGUUGUUGGGGGGUUAACUACCUUGCUUAAGGGCAGAACAACAGAUUGUUCCACCUUGCCGGCUCGGGGAUUUGAACCAGCAACCAUUCGGUUACUGGCCCAACGCUCUUAACCGCUAAACUACUUGCCACCGUAGCCUGGGACGGGUGUGAUAUAUCAGUGGAAGGGUGUGUAUCUAAUGAAAUGACACAGUGAGAUGAUGAGAGAGGCUGAAUGGUCCCCUUGGCUCUCCUAGGUCUACUGGCUGUCCUUAGCUUCUACAGGCUCUCCACUGGGCUCCACUGAGCUAUGGCAUGACAGAUUAUAUCUAUGUGUUACAUCUAAGCUCUGUCAUCUCUAGGCUCUGUAAUCUUUAUGUCAUUUAUAUGGCUCUCAGCACUAGGCUAGAUCUGACACUGGUGUGAGAGACAUAUAGAGCCAGACAGAGAAAGAGGAGAGGUUUGGAGGGAGAGAGGAGAGGAAGAGAAAUAGAUGGGGGAGAGGAUAGGGAAAGAGAGAGAGAGAGAGAGAGAGAGAGAGAAAGAGAGAGAGAGAGAGAGAGAGAGAGAGAGAGAGAGAGACAAAGAGAAAGAGAGAAAAAAAUGACAGCGAGAGAGGAAGGCUCAGAGAGGAUCAGAGAGACACAGAGCGUUACAACAGAGGGAGGAAUCAAUUGUGGAUUACGUUGACGCUCUGUGCAGCUCUGACUGUAAUAAACUGCUACAGCUGAUCGUAAUGUGUGACUGAAUGGACUUUAAUUAAAACCCAGCCCUCUGACUGACCUUGUAUCAAACUGACUGGGAACAAUAACGCUACAGCUGUUAAAAGGACCAGUAGACUAGUCACUGACUAGCAAUAUGUAGAGUAACAAGACCGGUAUAGUGAGAGAGACCACGCACACUCACACACACGUACAUGUGUACACAAACACGCCAAUGCAUGCACACACACACUCCAAACACACAUACACACCCACAUACGCACAAUAUACCCCCUAUAGUAACCCCAUGUGGCACCAAACAACCUAACACUGAGAUUUCUUAUCAUGUCUCUCUUCCUUCUCUCCCCUGUUCCCUCUCUCCUAGCCUCUUCCUUCAACAGGGGCUCUAAUUGAACCACAAUGUCUCCUAUAUUCUCUCUCUUUAUUUAUCUCCCCCGCUCCCUCCCUCUCUCCCUCUGGUCCAUUGGUCUUUCAUGCCACCCUCCAUUAAAGCAGCAGGCAUGGAACUAACAGAGGACUUGCAUCCCUCCUGUCCUUACUGCCUAUAUUUCCUAGCAUUCCAGCUUACCACAACCACCCACCCUGUUCCCUUAUUUCUCUACCAAACCUUUCUUCAUCCCCUUCUCCCUCCUAAUCACCACCACUUGCAGACGUGAUACAUGAUACCCAGCAUUCACAAUACCAAGCUUUUCAGAUCUCACUCUCUCCGACAUUCUCCUCUACUUCCUGUGUGUUCCUGUCCCCAGGCACCCCACCAUCCCAUCAACCCUCCCCACCCCCUGUUUAAAUAUUGAUAUAGUUAUUCUGCCCACAUUACCCAUCGGAUGUUGAUCACAGACUUUACAAGGGGGGAUGUACGUGUCACGGAAGUGUCACAGCUCCCUAAUGAGGCUGGAACAGCCACAGAGAUCCUACUAAAUUACUAGCUAUGUCAUAAACCCUAAAAGUUCCAGAAUGGUCGAAAAUGGCAGCCAUUGUAUUAUGGUCAGGGAUAAAUCCAAACCCAGAGUUGCCAACUCUCACGCAUUUGACCCUCUUCUCAUGCUCUCACGGCACACCUCUUAUAUCUCACGCAUUGAAAAGUGCUGCUUUUAUUUUUCUAAUUAAUCCAUUGUAUAGUCAGUGCGUUAUCUUUUCAACUGUGCUCCAAAUCGUUUUGAAGUUGGAGCGUCUCCGCCUACAAUUUAACAUCACAUGCGGAACCUCUAUCAUUGUCCUGUCUUGCCACAGCACUGUGAACCGUGGCACAUUGAAGCAUAUGAUUGGUCUAGUUAUGUAAGGGAGCAAGGGGAUUGGAUGCAUGUUUUAAAGAUACGCCCCUCAAUAUUAAUGUGGAGCUGAAUGGAGAGAGAGAACGUUCUCCGCUGAGUUUAUAAAACUGUAAAAAGAGUAGCACAGUAACGCAGUUUUAUGUAUAAUGUUGUCAACAAAAUUUGGUUGCUGUUACUCCCGUCCCUAUUGCAGAAUGCAACCUUUUGACAGCAUGUUCUAAAGUCGAUUUAAUCCCCACUUGUAUUUGUCCCCUCGUUUGGUGAUUGGCAUUUAGGCUGUCACAACGAAAAGGCAGCAGACAGAUUUAGGGUAUGUUUUAGCAGGGAAGUUUGGCAGAGUGACCUGAUUUGUAACUAUGAAAAUAAUUUAGUCAAACAUUGUGAACCCAAAAUUGUAAGUUUUAUUCUAGAGGCGGGACAAUACAUAGAAAUAAUUUAGUUAGGGUGUAAGGACAGAUUUUUAUUACCUAUUUACUUUAUUUAGUAUGAUCAGUGGAACAAUUCUCAUUCUUAACAAUGGGCUAAAAUAUAGGGUAAUUACUGUGCUUGUCAGCAAGAACACUACUGUUAUUCCCCACACUUAUUAUAUUAUUCCACUUCUUCCCAAUUUUGCCAGUGUAAUCAAAUUUUUUAAAUCUAACAUGCCUCCUUGUGUCUUUUGAAAAUUAAUUAUAUGAGGCUACAGUACGUAUUUUUGCAGCAAUUCAUGGAAAGUUGUAAAUAAGUCAUACAAAUAAGCAUUGGAUAUGAAAUGCUGUUUACAUUUUAGUAUUGUGCACAUGCUAGGCAGAGAUGGUAGGGGGACUCUCAACUCAUAAACGCAUCAUAUUUUGUCUAUGUAGAGUAAGAUGACGGUAAGGAUCUUCAACUAGUAGGCAUAAACCACCUGAAUAUUGAUUCUUCAAGGUUGGGUGAUUAUGCGAAAUUAGCCCUAUUUUAAAGUUCACCCAAAUGACAAAAUGUUUGUGUCCUUACCUUGAAAGCAGUCUAUGUCACACCCUGAUCUGGUUCACCUGUCUUUGUGCUUGUCUCCACCCCCCCCGCAAUAAUGGCUUCAAAGCUAGCUGGCUAGCUAGCUAGCUACUCUGUGUAAGCUAGUUUGUCGAGCUAGAAAGUAAUAGAAACAAGUUGAGAAAAAAGUAACUAAAACAAACGUGUUUUAUCAUCAACUGAAACAAUUUACUUCUCCUGUCUUGAAUGUAGAAGUUCUAUUUUGCGGUCUACCAAAAUAAAUGUGAUCUCUUUGAAGAGACAUUCAAUGUUGCCAACUAUUUCUCAGUGAGAAUCGCUAUUGGCUCCUUGAUUUGUCGCUAGAAGUUGCUAGAUUACGUUUUGCCAUUGCCAUGACAACGUCAGAGCACCAAUUUGUCUUGCUGCGGCACAGCUGCAGUACCCGACAUAGCGUUUUCGUCCCAACUCCCGCCGCACUCCCCCUCCCCUUCUACUUCUCUGGCCUGUGAGUGCACCAUUGCUGUGACUUCUGUUGCACAUACAUCUUUUUCCCACGGUCGUUUUAGGCAGCAUUGAGUGGGAAAAGUCGCUAAAUGCUAUCAAAAACAUACAAACCCUCUAUGUCAAAACUCCCCAAAGGCAGCCUGAGAAGUAGCUGAAUUUGUCGCUAGACUCUUUUACUGUAAGUACAGUAAACACAUAAAGUACAGUAAGUACAGUUUCCCUUAUCUAAAUGUUGCAGAGAAUGUCCUCUUUCAGAUGCUCUUUUCCCUGGGUUGAUAAACCCAACCGUUCAAAGAUAGAGCCAAAUGUUUGAUGCAUGUAAAUAGUCAUAAAUCCGUCAGAUCAUCGGUGAUCCGACGUCGUAAAUCAUAAUUUGUCAAAAUUCUGUUUUAGCUCAACUUCAUAUCAGUGUUGCUCAGCCUCUGAUCAGCAUGGUUUCACCAUUCCUGUGCAGCAAGCAGCUUGUUUCUUGACCCAGAACAUCAUGAAUGUCACUAAUGUAUUGUUAUAAAUGUUUUAUUGACGUGUUUUACAAGUUUGAGAUCCAUACCUAGGAGAAUAGAUGAAUGGUGGAAAAUGUAUGUUAAAUAGUAUUUUAGUGAUUUCAAACUCUGUUCCGGGUCAAAUUGAGAGAACACAGUCGGGCCACCGUGGAGAGGAGUAUGUUUGUACUCACUGAACACAGCCUGCAGUCUAAGUCUGACUGAGAGUGAUAAUGAGACAGGACCUAGACAGACACACACACAGACACACACACACCAUGCACAAAGACACACACAAACACACACACACACUUUCUCCCUCUCACCCAAACACAACCAGUCACACUCACCCACUCACCCUUAGCAGAUCUGAUAUCUGCUACAACAUUAAAAAGCCAUUAGCAGUAUCAUUACGAGGUGCAGCUAGCGCGGGUAGUGUCCAGUGUAGAGCCUCUGGCCCUCCAACGACAACAGGAGAAGUGUUUAUCGUCCUGAUGCCCACUGCCUUGGCUGUCUGCUGGCACUUCAGCUCUUUAGAUAAUAAAGCUAUUCUGUCUGUUCUCCCAUGGGAGGAUUAGCCAGCUACACGCUCUGCCUAGGCUGAUUUACAAGGAGCUCCUACAGAAUAAUGGCUCUUUGUUUAUUGCAUCUGUGUCCCAAAUGGCACACCUAUAUAAUGCACUACUUUUGACCGGGGCCCAUUGGGCUGGGGAAUACGGUGACAUUUGGGACUCUGCCAUACUUUCCAUACAAUCUAAUUUCAAAUCAAAUCAAAUGUUAUUUGUCACAUGCGCCAAAAUGCUUACUUACAAGCCCUUAACCAACAAUGCAGUAUGUAGGUAGGGGUAAAGUGAAUAUGCAUAGAUAAUAAACAGUGAGUAGCAGCAGUGUAAAAACAAAGGGGGGGGGGGGGGGUCAAUGCAAAUAGUCUGGGUGGCCAUUUGAUUAAUUGUUCAGUAGUCUUAUGGCUUGGGGUUAGAAGCUGUUAAGGAGCCUUUUGGAUCUAGACUUGACGCUCCAGUAUCACUUGUCAUGCGGUAGCAGAGAGAACGGUCUAUGACUUGGGUGACUGUAGUCUUUGACAAUUUUUUGUGCCUUCCUCUGACACCGCCUAGCAUAUAGGUCCUGAAUGGCAGGACGCUUGGCCCUGGUGAUGAACUGAGCCGUACGUACUACCCUCUCUAGCGCCUUAUGGUCAGAUGCCGAGCAGUUGCCAUACCAGGCGGUGAUGCAACCGGUCAGGAUGCUCUCGAUGGUGCAGCUGUAUAACUUUUUGAGGAUCUGGGAACCCAUGCCAAAUAUUUUCAGUCUCCUGAGGAGGAAAAGGUGUUGUCGUGCCCUCUUCACGACUGUCUUGGUGUGUUUGGACCAUGAUAGUUUGUUGGUGAUGUGGACAACAAGGAACUUGAAACUCUCGACCCGCUCCACUGCAGCCCAGUCGAUGUUAAUGGGGGCCUGUUCGGCCCUCAUUUUCCUGUAGCCCACGAUCAGUUCCUUUGUAUUGCUCACAUUGAGGGAGAGGUUGUUGUCCUGGCACCACACUGCCAGGUCUCUGACCUCGUCCCUAUAGGCUGUCUCAUCGUUGUCGGUGAUCAGGCCUACCACUGUUGUGUCAUCAGCAAACGUAAUGAUGGUGUUGGAGUCGUGCUUGGCCACGCAGUCGUGGGUGAACAGGGAGUACAGGAGGGGACUAAGCACGCACCCCUGAGGGGCCCCAGUGUUGAGGAUCAGCGUGGCAGAUAUGUUGUUGCCUACCCUUACCACCUGGGGGCGCCCAGUCAGGAAGUCCAGGAUCCAUUUGCAGAGAGAGGUGUGUAGCCCCAGGGUCCUUAGCUUAGUGAUGAGCUUUGUGGGCACUAUCGUGUUGAACGCUGAGCUGUAGUCAAUGAACAGCAUUCUCACAUAGGUGUUCCUUUUGUCCAGGUGGGAACGGGUAGUGUGGAGUGUGAUUGAGUUUGCGUCAUCUGUGGAUCUGUUGGGGCGGUAUGCAAAUUGGAGUGGGUCUAGGGUUUCCAGGAUGAUGGUGUUGAUGUGGAAUUUGACCAGCCUUUCAAAGCACUGCAUGGCUACUGUUAGCAGUUGAUGUUAUUCUUCAAUAACACAGACCCCAAAGCAAAUCAGGGGGAGAAAAAUAUAUUUAUUCAAAGAGAACAAAUCAUAGUUGUUAUGCUGGGAAGUAUAUGGUAGAUGUUAAUUAUUCCCUGUUUUCCAUGUUUCUCCACUGAACAAAGAGACAGGAUGUAGUUUAUAGCCUCAAGCAUAGCAUGUGGCUGACCAAUUAGAAUUCCUUGCAAUAAAAUUGGGCUACUGGCCAAACCCCCAAGUAUCCUGUUUCAUGCUCAAUGUAUAGACCAUUUGGACCAAUGAAAACUUGAAAAUGUAGCUAUGAAUCCCUGAUGGAACCGCCACAAAGAUUCUAAACAGAUGUUGAACUGAAAAACAACUAUUUCCAUUGAUCGUUAAUUCCCUCUUGCCCUCUAGUCCUCUAUUGACCACUAGUCCUCUUGACCACUAGUCCUCUUGUCCACUAGUCCUCUGCGUUGUGCAUAUUUAUCUUCAAAUAUUCUUACACUACCGACGUGAGUGCUAUGGGGCGGUAGUCAUUUAGGCAGGUUACCUUCACUUUCUUGGGCACAGGGACUAUGGUGGUCUGCUUGAAACAGGUAGGUAUUACAGACUCGGUCAGGGAGAGGUUGAAAUUGUCAGUGAAGACACUUGCCAGUUGGUCCGCGCAUGCUCUGAGUACACGUCCUGGUAAUCCGUCUGACCCCGCAGCCUUGUGAAUGUUGACUUAUUUAAAGGUCUUGCUCACAUAGGCUACGGAGAGCGUGACCACACAGUCGUCCGGAACAGCUGAUGCUCUCAUGCAUUUUUCAGUGUUGCUUGCCUCGAAGCGAGCAUAAAAGGCAUUUAGCUCGUCUGGUAGGCUCGCGUCACUGGGCAGCUCGCGGCUGGGUUUCCCUUUGUAGUCUGUAAUAGUUUGCAAGCCCUGCCACAUCCGACGAGCGUCAGAGCAGGUGUAGUGGGAUUCAGUCUUAGCCCUGUAUUGACGCUUUGCCUGUUUGAUGGUUCGUAUGAGGGCAUAGCGGGAUUUCUUAUAAGCAUCCAGAUUAGUGUCCCGCUCCUUGAAAGCGGCAGCUCUAGCCUUUAGCUCGGUACGGAUGUUGCCUGUAAUCCAUGGCUUCUGGUUGGGAUAUGUACGUACUGCCACUGUGGGGACGACAUAAUCGAUGCACUUAUUGAUGAAGCCGGUAACUGAGGUGGUAUACUCCUCAAUGCCAUUGGAUAAAUCCUGGAACAUGUUCCAGUCAAAUUUAGAAUAACGCUUGAAUUAUUCAAGUCUUCCUGCUAAUUUACAUUCUUAAAGGAGAAGUUAACUUUUUUACAACCAAUUCUGUAUUUUGGAUGUAAAAGGCAUGUUAUAGAAGUGUCCAGACAUCAUUUCUUUGUGAUUUCACUUGUUUUUGAGAAACUUAUCCCAACCAGCGAGACACUUCCUCAUCCUCGUUCUUCACCCAAAUACGCAAUUUUAGAACUGGAAAUGCAGUGAUGCAGGUCUUUAGAUGUUGUUCACAUUAAAUUAUGUGAUUCCAAACUUUAUCCACAACGUUAUACCCCAUUUUGUGCAACUCAAGUGGUUUCCCCUAUCCAGCUGUUCCAUUCUCUGUGUAGCCUGCUGCUAGAAUGGACAUAGAGGUUUCGCUCAAGUCGCAAACAAAAUGGAAUAUAACAUUGCAGAUAAAGUUCGGAAUGACACAAUUUCAUGUGUACAACAUCUAAAGACCCUGCAUCACUCUAUUGAGAGCUUUGCAAUUUCUAUUUGGUGUUUUUGGAGCCUGUGUUCAUGUUUAUUGCAACCCCCAUACUGCAGAAUGCGCAAUGAGGAAGUGUAUCGCGAGUGGGGUAAGUUAAAAAAAUCGAAAGAUUUCGUUGUACAAAAGUAAACUUCUCCUUUAAUGGUAAUUGUCUUGGAAUGUUUUAGCUAUAAUAACGUUUUGGUGAUGUAAUAACAAUUUCAUUUGCAACUUGGCAGACAGGCCUACACCUGUGAUGAUGGAAGAGUAGGGGGGUGUCACGCGACGUGUAUGCGGUAGCGAAGUCAAAAGCAGGACACAGAGCGGCUGGCAACGUAUUUUACAGAACACAGUAAAAUAAACGUACAAAACAACAAACCUCCAAAACGGGGAGGAAAGCACAAAGACCCGUACAUACAAAACAGCCAGAAUGACAACAAGCAAUAACACACAAAAUACCAAUGAGAGACAGGGGUUAAUAUAGGGAAUACAAUCCAACAUAAUGGGAAACAGGUGUAAACAAUAAAGACCCAAACAAGACAAACACCGAAACAUCGAUCGGCAGUAGCUAGUACUCCGGGGACGACGAACGCCGAAGCCUGCCCGAGCAAGGAGGAGGAGCAGCCUCGGCUGAAUCCAUGACAGUAUCCCCCCCCCCUUGACGCGCGGCUCCAGCCGUGCGCCGACCCCGGCCUCGUGGACGGCCAGGAGGACGCGGAGCAGGGCGAGUCGGAUGACUCCGGUGGAAAUCCCUCAACAGGGAGGGAUCUAGGAUGUCCCUCCUAGGGACCUAGCACCAUUCCUCCGGACCAUACCGCUCCCACUCCACAAGAUAAUGCAGCCCCCCAUCCGACGCCUCGAAUCCACGAUGGAACGGACUGAGUACGCCGGAGCCCCCUCGAUGUCUAGUGGGGGCGGAGGAGCCUCUCGUAUCUCAUUCUCCUGGAGUGGACCAGCUACCACCGGCCUGAGGAGAGACACAUGGAACGAGGGGUUAAUGCGGUAUUUAAUGGGCAGUUGUAACCGAUAACAUAUCUCAUUCAAUCUCCUCAGGACUUUAAAUGGCCCCACAAACCGCCGACCCAGCUUCCGGCAGGGCAGGCGAAGGGGCAGGUUUCGGGUCGAGAGCCAGACCUGAUCUCCCGGUGCAUAAACCGGACCCUCACUGCAGUGGCGAUCGGUGCUCGCCUUUUGCCGUCUGAUAGCCCGCUGCAGAUGGACAUGCGCAGCGUUCCAUGUUUCCUCUGAGCGCCGAAACCACUCAUCCACCGCAGGGACUUCGAUCUGGCUCUGAUGCCAGGGUGCCAGGACCGGCUGAUAACCCAGCACACACUGAAAAGGCGUAAGAUUAGUGGAGGAGUGGCGGAGUGAGUUUUGGGCUAUCUCUGCCCAGGGGAUAUACCCAGACCACUCCUCCUGCCGGUCCUGGCAAUAGGACCUCAGAAACCUACCCACAUCCUGGUUUACUCUCUCCACCUGCCCAUUACUCUCAGGGUGAAAACCCGAGGUAAGGCUAAUCGAGACCCCCAAAUGUUCCAUAAACGCCCUCCAGACUAUAGAGGUGAACUGGGGACCCCGAUCAGACACUAAAUCCUCAGGCACCCCGUAGUGCCGGAAGACGUGAGUAAACAGGGCGUCGGCCAUUUGUAGGGCUGUAGGAAGACCUGGCAUAGGAAUGAGAUGGCAGGCCUUAGAAAACCGAUCCACAACGACCAAGAUCGUGGUAUUCAUCUAGGAGGGGGGAAGGUCCGUGACAAAAUCCGCCGAUAGGUGAGACCACGGCCGUUGUGGAACGGGUAGAGGUUGUAACUUCCCUCUGGGCAGGUGUCUAGGCGCCUUACACUGGGCGCACACCGAGCAGGAAGAAACGUAAACCCUCACGUCCCUAGCUAAGGUGGGUCACCAGUACUUCCCGCUAAGGCAGUGCACUGUCCGACCAAUACCAGGAUGACCAGAGGAGGGUGACGUGUGAGCCCAAUAUAUCAGUCGAUCACGGACCUCGAGCGGCACGUACCUCCACCCCUCUGGACACUCUGGGGGAGUAGGGUCGGCACGUAACGCCCGCUCGAUUUCCGCAUCGACCUCCCACACCACCGUUGCCACCAGACAAGAAUCCGGAAGUAUGGGAGUGGGCUCAAUGGACCUCUCCUCUGUGUCAUAUCAUCGGGACAGGGCGUCUGCCUUAGCGUUCUGUGACCCUGGUAUAUAAGUGAGCUUAAAUACAAACCGGGUAAGAAACAUGGCCCACCUAGUCUGACGAGGGUUCAGUCUCCUCGCUGCCCGGAUGUACUCCAGGUUACGAUGGUCAGUCAGAAUGCCAAUGCCUCCACACCUUCAGGGCUUGGACCACCGCUAGCAACUCCCUGUCCCCCAUGUCAUAAUUGCGUUCCGCCGGACUGAGCUUCUUGGAAUAGAAAGCACAGGGGCGGAGUUUUGGAGGCGUGCCCGAGCGCUGAGACAGUAUGGCACCGAUCCUCGCCUCGGACGCAUCCACCUCAACUUGGAACGCCAAAGAGGGAUCCAGACGUGCCAGCACCGGAGCCGAGGUGAACAGGGCCGUCAGAUGUUUAAACGCCCUGUCCGCCUCAGCCGACCACUGCAAACGCACCGGGCCCCCCUUUAGCAGGGAGGUGAUGGGAGCUGCUACCUGUCCAAAGCCCCGGAUAAACCUCCGGUAGUAAUUGGCAAAACCCAAAAACCGCUGCACCUCCUUCACCGUGGUGGGAGUCUGCCAAUAACGCACGGCUGAAACGCGGUCAAUCUCCAUCUCCACCCCUGACGCGGACAACCGAUGUCCCAGGAAGGAGAUGGACUCCUGGAAAAACAGACAUUUCUCCGCCUUCACAUACAGGUCAUGCUCCAACAGUCUACCCAGCACCCGACGUACCAGGGACACAUGCUCGGCUCGUGUAGCGGAGUAUAUUAGAAUGUCAUCAAUAUACACCACUACACCCUGUCCAUGCAAAUCCCGGAAAAUCUCGUCCACAAAUGAUUGGAAGACUGAAAGAGCAUUCAUUAAACCGUAUGGCAUGACGAGGUACUCAUAGUGACCCGAGGUGGUACUGAAUGCUGUCUUCCACUCAUCUCCCUCCCUAAUGCGCACCAGGUUGUACGCGCUCCUGAGAUCCAAUUUUGUGAAAAAUCGCGCCCCGUGUAAUGACUCCGUCAUACUAGCAAUCAGAGGGAGAGGAUAGCUGUAUUUGAUUAAUAAUCUGAUUGAGACCACGGUAAUCAAUACACGGGCGUAAGCCCCCAUCCUUCUUCUUCACAAAAAAGAAACUUGAGGAUGCAGGGGAAGUGGACGGCCGUAUGUAUCCCUGUCUCAGAGAUUCGGUGACGUAUGUCUCCAUAGCUGCCGUCUCCUCCUGAGACAGAGGAUACACAUGACUACGAGGAAGCGCAGCGCCUACCUGGAGGUCUAUCGCACAAUCCCCCUGUCGAUGAGGUGGUAAUUGAGUCGCCUUCUUUUUACAGAAGGCGAGUGCCAAAUCGGCAUACUCAGGAGGAAUGUGCAUGGUGGGAAUUUGGUUAGGACUUUCCACCGUCGUUGCCCCUACGGAAACACCUACACACCGCCCGACACACUGAUCAGACCAUCCCUUGAGAGCCAUCUGUUGCCAUGAAAUGUUGGGGUCAUGAGAUGUUAACCAGGGAAGCCCCAACACCACGGGAAACGCAGGAGAGUCAAUCAAAUACAACUGUAUAAUCUCCUCAUGGCCCUCCUGCGUCUUCAUCUUAAGUGGCGCUGUGACCUCCCUAAUCAAUCCCGACCCCAAAGGGCGGCUAUCUAGGGCAUGGAUGGGGAAGGGCACAUCAACUGGUACAAUGGGAAUCCCUAACUUAUAGGUGAACCGGCGAUCAAUAAAAUUCCCAGCUGCGCCUGAAUCUACUAGCGCCUUAUGCUGGGAGUGAGAAGAAACCUCGGGAAACACAACUUUAAUACACAUAUGUACAACAGAGAGCUCUGGGUGAGUUGGGUGCUUACUCGCCUGGAAUGACUCAUCAGUGCGUUGCCUACUGCCUCGAUUCCUAGGAGACCCUCCCCAGCACCGAACCGCAGUGUGUCCUCUGCGGCCACAGUUGGUGCAGGGGACGGCCUCUCUCCUGGUCUCUCUCCUCGUCUCCCUAGCACCAGCACCCCCGAGCUCCAUAGGGCUCGGCUCGGAAGUGCUGGGGGAUGGAAUGGACGGCCCCGACUCCGGACAUCCGCGGGUAGCCAACAGGGUAUCUAGGCGAAUCGACAUGUCCACCAGCUGAUCGAAGCUUAGGUUGGUGUCCCUGCAGGCCAACUCUCGACGAACGUCCUCCCUUAGGCUGCACCUGUAGUGGUCGAUGAGGGCCCUCUCAUUCCAUCCCGCAUUGGCAGCCAGAGUCCGGAAGUCCAGUGCAAACUCCUGCGCGCUCCUCUUCCCCUGUCUGAGGUGGAACAGACGCUCACCCGCCGCCUUCCCCUCUGGGGGAUGAUCAAACACCGCCCUGAAGCGGCGGGUGAACUCUGCAUAGUUGACUGUAGUGGCGUCUAUUCCCCCCCACUCGGCGUUGGCCCACUCCAGUGCCUUGCCGGACAGACAGGAGAUGAGGGCGGACAUGCUCUCGUAUCCCGAGGGCACCGGGUGGACGGUUGCCAGGUAGAGUUCCACUUGGAGCAGGAAACCCUGACACCCGGCCGCGGUGCCAUCAUAAGCCCUCUGGAGCGAGAGCCGAAUCCCACUGGACUCCGGAGGUGAAGCGAUGGGCAUAGCUGAUGGUGGUGGUAUCGUUGGAGGAGGUGUGGGCAAACCUCCUCUUUCCCAUCGCCUCAAGGUGUUCAUCACCCCUUCCAUGGCGGUGCCGAGAUCCUGGAUCAUGUCCGCUUGCUGUAUAACGCGCUCCUCCAGUGAUCCAGCUGGCACAGCCACUCCUGCUGACUCCAUGUCUUGGGUGUGUUAUUCUGUCACGCGACGUGUAUGCGGUAGCGAAGUCAAAAGCAGGGCACAGAGCGGCUGGCAACGUCUUUUACUGAACACAGUAAAAUAAACGUACAAAACAACAAAACCUCCAAAACAGGGAGGAAAGCACAAAGACCUGUACAUACAAAACAGCCGGAAUGACAACAAACAAUAACACACAAAAUACCAAUGAGAGACAGGGGUUAAUAUAGGGAAUACAAUCCAACAUAAUGGGAAACAGGUGUAAACAAUAAAGACCAAACAAGACAAACACCGAAACAUCGAUCGGCAGUAGCUAGUACUCCGGGGACGACGAAUGCCGAAGCCUGCCCGAGCAAGGAGAAGGAGCAGCCUCGGCUAAAUCCGUGACAGGGGGAGAGAGAGAAAGAGAGGGACAGAGAGAGAGAGAAAUAGUUAUCUAUCCAAAACGGAGAUGUAUGGGUAAACCACUUCUCCAAUCUUUUUGGCCCUAUAACAAAGAACAAACAGCAAAAAAAUAUACAUGAUCAAAUGCAAAUCUUAGAAUCAACUAUUAAAGACUACCAGCACUAUGGGAGGGAGGGUUAUUUGUCUGACUAUCAUUAGUGAUUGUCAACGAUCAGGCACAGUGUCUGCUGUCUGUGACAGGUCUGAGAGGACAUUAGUGGGACUGUCUGAUUUAAAGAGUUUUACUCAUGUUGCUCUUUAGAAUCAGUCAUACAGGCCAGUGGCAUCAGUGUUGGUUAGACUGGGGAUUACUGACUAGUUGGAGAGCAUGUCCCACACACACACACACACACACACACACAUCCUCACCAUUCCCCCCAACCAUCAGAGAUUGACCUAAGCAUCAGGGAGAUAGAGGUUGUUACAUCAUCCUUGACUGCAUCCCAAAUGGCACCCUAUUCCUUAUAUAGUGCACUACUUUCAUGUGCAUGUAGGGAAUAUCUGGGACACAGUCCUUCUCUGGAACACAGUCCUUCUCUGGAACAUGGUGAUGAGUAGGGUUGGUUUGUAGGCAUCAUUACCGUAGAAUUUAUGUGGCUCUGUUUCUCCCAAGAGCUCCUGGUGUACCCCUAAUGAGCGCUCAUAUUCAUCCUACUGCAAGAGAUUAAACACAAGCACAAAUGUGCGCUCGCACACGGACACGCACAUGCACACACACACAUAGACACACACACAAACACAAACAAACAUACACAUUGACAUGGAGGUGGCUUGGUUGUAAUUGUGGCAGUACCGUUGAAUUGAUUUGAAUGCAAAAUGCAUGUCGUCUUUUAUUUGACACACAAACAGAUGACUGACAGCGUGACUACAACAAACAGGGAAAAGAAGCAUAAAUAACAAUAUUAAUCAACUGAAUCCUUUGUUUUUCUCUCCUCUCUUCCUCUUCGUCCUCCUUCUCCUCUCCUCUCUCCUCUCGUCCGCCCCUCUCAUCUCUCGUCUCCGCCUCUCUCCCUCUCUCUCUCUCGUCCUGCUCUGCUCCUCUCUCUCUCUCACUCCUCUCUCUCUCUCUCUCUCCCCGCACCCUCAAAGGACAGCGCGACGAUGCAGUUCUGUGCCAACAAACUGGACAAGAAGGACUUCUUUGGCAAGUCAGAUCCUUUCAUGGUGUUCUACAGGAGCAACGAAGACGGAACGUAAGUCUCUGAUGUGUUCUGUGAUUCUGGAUCCUGAUUCUGUAUCGAUGUUCUGUUGUAAAGCUACCUGACAGAGACUGACAGAGCCUGACAGAGGGAGAGAGAAGGCCUAGGAUAGGAGAUGCUUGUAGCAGAACUAGAAGUGGUUUCAAAGCAACACCAGACCCAAAGGAGUGACACACGUCUCUUUGAGAUCUCAAAGCCUUAGGUAGAGCUCCAGUGUUUCAUGGUACAGCCUUUAGAAGAAGCUUUGGUAGUGUUCCAGUCUUUCAGAACAGCACAGGAGACAGCAAAGAGAGAGGCAGUUGGUAGUCUAAGCAAGGUGGGGGGAACGCAGGAAGAAGGGUGUAGGGGGCGAGAGAGGGAGGGGUGCAGAGAAAAAGCAAACAAAAUGUACUUAACAAACUUAGAAUAAUUGUUGGACAUAAAAGACUGUAAAAAGACCAGCAAAUCAGCUCCAAGUGAUUUUAAUUUUGGAAAUCUGUUCAGAAGUAUUAACACGCAUAAAAGAGAGAUACUGUAUAUGUGAUUGUGUACAAAUGUAAGCAAGGUUUUAAGUGAUUAUGUUUUAGUCAUCUGUUUGGGCUUCUUGCGGUCAAUUUGCAGUCUACAAAUUAUUUGUAAUUAUGUUCUGGCCUCCUGACCAUGCGCUCAAGAAGAAAUCGUCCCACAGCUGAAUCUAGUUGAUGAUCCCUGCUCUACAGUGUGACAAAUGAAAGAGUAAGAAAGGGAUGAAGCACAAGAGAGCAGGCGCUCUUUUGAGCCAAUUAAGGACUGAAGCCCUAAAGUUAACCUUGCUUACUUACUGUAACUCCACCGAUGCAGCUUUGCCAAUGUAAGCACAACCCACUGGGUCGUUCCACCUCACAAAGCACAAGAAAGAGGAUUUCGACAGCCACCAUCUCAGAUUGUUCUGAUAUAGUUUCUGUUGUUAAAAAACAGAUAAGAUUAGAAUUUCUGAAACAUUAUUUUGUUGAAAUAUAAUUUGAUCUCUGAGAAAUUAAGCUAAUUGAUUGCACCCAAAUUGGCCAUUUUAAUUUAUAGGAUUCAUAUCAUAUUCAAUAAAUAUAGUACCUAACAUCCGAAUUGAACCAAACUUUUUUUCUAACAAUGACUUAGACAUGAGGAAUCCCAUCCCAUUAUCAGCCUGAAAAUGUCAUCCUGGCACGUUUUUGCAAAAAGAUAAAUUGUCACAGUAGCUGACGUUUUUCUCAAUACAUUUCAAUCAAUGGGAAAAGAUGAUUGUCACAGGGUUUACAUUUAUCCUAAAACAUUGCAGUCAAUAGGAAAAUAUGGGUGUCACAGGGUUUAUGUUUAUCUCAAUACAUUGCAGUCAAUGUGAAAAGAUAAGCUUCAACCAAUCGAAUCUUAUGUCAAUAAAUUGCAGUCAAUGGGAAAAGAUGAGUGUCACAGGGUUGAUGCUUAUGUCAAUACAUUGCAGACAAUGGGAAAAGAUGAGUGUCACAGGGUUGAUGCCUAAGUGAAUACAUUGCAUUCAAUGGGGGAAGAUGAGCAUCACAAUAUGGAUGCAUAGAGAAAGGCAUCACAUACUUGACACCCUCCACUCUCUACCUCCUUCCCUCUCUCUCUUCUAUCUCUUUCCCCCCUCCCUUCUUCACCCUCUCCCUCUCUCGCUCCCCUUUCUCUCGCUCUCCCUCCUACCCCUCCAUUCUAUCUCCCUCCUUCUUCCCCCCUCCUUCUAAUCUAUUUCUCUCCCACCUCCAUCUCUCUCUCCACUUUCCCACCGCCACAGACAGGAUAUUGACGCAUCGAUAUGCAUCAAGAUUAUUGGCGCAUAAGUCAAUACAAAGUUGGGGAUAGAGCUGCCAUGGGUAAAUUGGUGAAAGACUAAGUCAGACAGACAGACAGACAGACAGACAGACAGACAGACCGACAGACAGACAGACAGACAGGCAGAGAGUGAGAGAGAGAGAGAGAGGAGAGGAGAGAAGGAGAGAGGGAGGAGAGAGAGAGAGAGAAGAGGAUCAGUAGGAUGCAGACAGACAGAAUAUAGAACUCAGAAGACAGACAUCCACUCACAGAAGAGAGAGGAGACAGGCAGCAGGCAGCAGACAGACAUAAAUACAGAAUACAACUCCAACAGAAGUAGAGACAGGCAGGCAGGCAGACAGACAUAUAAACUCACAGGUAGGCAGGGAGGCAGGCAAACUCUAACUCAACCCUAAACCUCACCCUAACCCUAGCUUCAUGUCCACAUUCCGGCUCAACCCUAACCCUAGCCCUAACCCUAGCCCUCCACAUCUUGGCUCAGCUCUUGGAGAUAUGGUUGACCUGGAAUGUGGACAAGAAGUUAGGGUUAUGGCUAGGGUUAGGGUUGAGUCAAGAUGUAGAGAUGAAGAGAGGGUUUGGGUUAUGGUUAAGGUUAGGGUUGAGCGGGGAAUGGACAUGAAGCUAGGUUUAGGGCCUCAACCCUAACCUAACCUUCCCACUACAUGGCAGAAAGGUAGACCUCACUUGAAACCUGACCUGGAGUGACAUCUACAGAAGGGUUGCGCCAAGAUGUAGAGAUAAAGUGAGGGUUAAGGUUAGGGUCAGGGUUAGAGUUAGGGUUGAGCCAAGAUUUUAUAUGAAGCUAGGGUUAGGGUUGAGGCUAGGUUUAGGGUUGAGCCGGGAUGUGGAUAUGAAGCUAGAGUUAGGGUUAGGGCCUCAACCCUAGACAUAACCCUAACCUUAAUCCAAUGAACAAUUAAUUAAUUUGCCCCUCCCCCCAUUACAUGAAAGAAAGGUAGGCCUCACUUGAAGCCUGAUCUACAGUUAAUGUGCUUUUGAGUGACAUCAGCAUAAUGGUUGAGGCUAGAAACAAAAUUCUCGCAUGGGAUCAUUCAACAGACACUCCCGAUGCAAGCCUACAUCUGACCAUGUGAAAGUAACUCUUGGUCCCACAGAGAACAAGGCUUUUCUUCCAUAGAAAAGCAUUACCUACAGCCCUCACAUAACCAUGACGCCCCAGUUGACUGCGAUUGAGCUAGCUAACCAUCCUUGCACACAACCAAGUGUGACCUUACAGGGAUGCCCUGUGUUGAUGUUCAUCUUCCUGUGAGAACAGGAAGUUUCUUAAUUCAUCCUCAACAUUCAUUCUCUCCCUGCAGUUACACAAAAACACUGUCUUCCGUCCUCGUAGAAACGUCAAUUCUUAAUGUAAAGGAACUCAGGGCAUUGUUAAGUAGUGUCAGAGUAUUGUUUCUUCAUCCUAUGUAAUGUAUUCCCAGUGAAUUUGGUGAUUUUUUUUCCCACGUUCAGAGAAAUUUGUAAUUGAAGUUAUGUUUAUGUCCCAUCCUACAUCCUGAUAUUAUCAUGUUCUGAACACUAGAUGGUGCUGUUCCUGCUAUUACGUGAACAAAGUUUAAAGUAUCAACCCCUCAAUGUUUACAUUUACAUUUUAGUCAUUUAGCAGACGCUCUUAUCCAGAGCGACUUACAGUUAGUGCAUACAUUAUUUUAUCGAACCCACAACCUGGCGUUGCAAACGCCAUGCUCUACCAACUGAGCUACAUCCCUGGACGACGCUGGGCCAAUUGUGCGCGCCGCCCCAUGUGUCUCCCGGUCGCGGCCGGCUACGACAGAGCCUGUAUUCGAACCAGGAUCUCUAGUGGCACAGCUAGCACUGCGAUGCAGCGCCUUAGACCACUGCGCCACUCGGGGUUAAAGGGAUAGUUCACCCGAAUUACAAAAUUAUAUAUCAGUUUCCUUACCCUGUAAGCAUUCUAUGGUAUGACAGCAACCCAUGAUUUGGUUAUGGUACCUAUGUUAGCAUUUUCACACUUCAUGUCCAAGUCAUGCUAAAGUAUCAACAAAUGUAUUGUGUAACUCAAUGGUGUUACUUAUAGAAAAUGUGGAUAUGAAGAGCAAAAAUGCUAAUAGGUACCAUUGACUUGCAUUGGAUUUGUGCCACAAAUGCUAAAAAGUUAGCAUUUAAAACAGUGGCCAGGUAAACAAAACCAAAUCAUGGGUUGCUGUAGUACCUGUCCAUACACUGCUUACAGUGUAAGGAAACCAAUAUGUAAUAGUGUAAUUUGGGUGAACUAUCCCUUUAACAUUGAGGGGGGAUUAAUAAAAAUCACCUAAUAGCAGGAACAGCACCACCUAGUGGUCAUAACCUGAUAAUAUCAGGAUGUAGGAUGGGACAUAAACCUAACAACUUCAAUGACAAAAUUCUCUGAACAUGGAAAAAAAAUAACAUUCACCAAAUUCACUGAGAAUACAUUACAUAGGAUGAAGAAACAAUACUCCAAGCUGCAGCGCCAUACUACUUGUCAGACAUAGAGAACUGAUACUGUAUACUCAUUGUUGGUUUGGGAUUGGCGUAGGGUGUGGGUGUCACGAUCGUUCAUGAACGAGAAGGACCAAGGCGCAGCGUGAUAUGCAUUCAUAUUUAUUAACGACUAAACACACGACAAAACAACAAACGAAACGUGAAGUCCAAGGUAGCAUACAAACAACAUACCUUUACGGAACAAGAUCCCACAACCCACUAGUGCCAACAGGCUACCUAAGUAUGUCCCCAAUCAGAGACAACGAGCUACAGCUGCCUCUGAUUGGGAACCACCCUGGCCAACAUAGAUCUAAACGAUCUAGAAACUAACAUAGACAAACCCAACACAGAAAAUACACACCCUGACUCAACAAAUAAGUCCCUAGAGUCAGGGCGUGACAGUACCCCCCCCCCCAAAGGUGCGGACUCCAACCGCGCCACAUAAACCUAACAGGGUAGGGGCCGGAUCCGGCUCCGGGUGUGACCACCACUUACUCUCCACCUCCCCGUUGCGCCCCUGGUCUGGUCUGGACCUUGGCGCGCUGCUUCCUCUCUCCUUCCUCCCACGAAGUACCACGCCCUGUCUGGACCCUGGUGUGGGAGACCCCUAACCUGGAGAGAGGCUGACGUCUGGGUCUGGACUGGAACCGCUGACUGGAGCUGGACCCGACGACGGUGGAUCGAACUGCUCUGGCUCCGGAGUAGAGCCGCUGACCGGAGCUGGACUGGACCCCGGUGGAGCGGAUUGCUCUGACUCCGGAGUGGAGCAGCUGACCGGUGCCGGACCAGGCACCGGUGGAACAGGCACGGGCCGUGCCGGACUGGACACACGCACCACUGGCUUGGUGCGGGGAGCAAGAACGGGCUGGACUGGGCUGACGACGCGCACCCCUGGCUUGGUGCGGGGAGCAGGAACGGGCCGGACUGGGCUGACGACGCGCACCACUGGCUUGGUGCGGGGAGCAGGAACGGGCCAUACCGGACUGGCGACGCGCACCACUGGACCUGGUGCGGGGAGCAGGAACGGGCCGGACUGGGCUGACGACGCGCACCACUGGCUUGGUGCGGGGAGCAGGAACGGGCCGUACCGGACUGGCGACGCGCACCACUGGCCUGGUGCGGGGAGCAGGAACAGGCCGGGCCGGGCUGGCGACGCGUACCACUGGCUUGGUGCGAGGGACAGGAACAGGUCGGACCGGACUGGCGACGCGCACCACUGGCUUGAUGCAGGAGCAGGAACAGGCCGAACCAUACUGGGAACACCCACCACUGGCUUAGUGCAGGAAUCAGGAACGGGCCGGACCGGACUGGCGACACGCACCACUCGAUUGGUGCGAGGAGCGGGACUGGGUUCCUUCAUUAACCCCCGCUCCUUCUGCUGCCUAACCAGCUCCUCUCGCCGUGCCUCUACACUUUCCUUCUGCUCCCUCUGAACCAAUGACCCCCUUAAUCUGGCGGCCUCCUCUGCUAAACGGCUGAUCCGCUCUAUCGCGGCCUCCUGCUGCCUCGUCGUCCACGGCGUGAGCCCCCCCCUAAAACAUUUUUGGGCUUGUCUCUCCCCCGUGAUCAUGGCCUCCAUCCCUCUUGCCAGACUCUCGCUCAUCUCCUCCCAAGUCCAUCCUCUCUCCUCGUCACGCUGCUUGAUCCAGGAUUGGUGGGAUCUUCUGUCACGAUCGUUCAUGAACGAGAAGGACCAGGGCGCAGCGUGAUAUGCAUUCAUAUUUAUUAACGACUAAACACACGACAAAACAACAAACGAAACGUGAAGUCCAAGGUAGCAUACAAACAACAUACCUUUACGGAACAAGAUCCCACAACCCACUAGUGCCAACAGGCUACCUAAGUAUGGUCCCCAAUCAGAGACAACGAGCUACAGCUGCCUCUGAUUGGGAACCACCCUGGCCAACAUAGAUCUAAACGAUCUAGAAACUAACAUAGACAAACCCAACACAGAAAAUACACACCCUGACUCAACAAAUAAGUCCCUAGAGUCAGGGCGUGACAGUGGGAGGUCUGUGGGUGGCUUUUGACCAUUUAUUUGGAUUCCUCAUGUCUUACUCAUUGCUAGAAACAUUUUCGCUAGGUACUAUAUUUAUUAAAUAUUUUAUGAAUCCUAUAAAUUAAAAUGUCAAAUUUGGAUGCAAUCAAUUAGCUUAAUUUCUCAGAGAUCAAAUUAUAUUUCAACAAAAUAAUGUUGCAGGAAUGCUAAUCUCAUCUGUUUCUAAACUAUAUCAGAACAAUGGUGGGUGUCUUUGCUUGUUGGAAUGACAUGGAACGACUCCAUUAUCAAUCACACUGGUUUACUGUAUCGCUACAGUGUGACAAAUGAUGCGGUGGAGAAUGCAAUUAGAGAGAACAAACAGAAGGCCAACAGGUCUUUGUAUAAAUAAAUUAAACACACCAGCAGGUCUGAGCCAAACCCACCAGGGACCAGACAACACCUCCCCAUUCCUUAACAGGCUUCCAGUGUGUGUGUGUAUGUGUGUAUGUGUGCAUGUGUGUAUGCAUGAGCCAUACCCAGAGGGACCGCUCUAUACAACACCUCCCAAUCCCCUAACAGGCUACCAGAGUGCACUCUGUUGUCCCAGAGGCCCUUACAGCAAGCGGUGUCAGACCAUUUAAGGGCCGCUGGUUUAGAGAGAGCCUGCACUUCUUAGCUGUUAUCUUCAUUCAGGCAUUUCUUAAAGUGACAAGAGGGGAAAGUGGCCAGUACAGAUGUGCUAAAAGUGUCUGUGUAGGAGAAAGGAGAGGGACAAAUUUGCGUGCGGCACGGCACGGCGCACACACACAAACACGCACAUAAAUGAGUUAUUGGCGGAUGCAGCUAAAGGGACCAUGCUGUUCUAAUGGCCGAAGGACUAAAGGCAACGAGGCAAGAGUAAAUCAAUCCCACGGCUCAGGAUAAAAGAGGGAACACACACAAUAUUGUGCAAAUCUAGAUCUGCUCAAGCAGAACUGUGGUGGGUGGACACACAGGGUUGGUGUGCGGUCCCGGUUAGGAAAGGUAUUCUGGUAUCAAAACAAUAUGCAAAUUGAUAUCGCACCUGUGUAAGGGAGGAGAGAGUCAUUAUAAAAGUGAAGGCCAAAACACAAAGCUGUGUUUGGACAGCGAUGUCAGUAAACAAAACAGAUUAUACACUGUUGCAAUUAUGAAGUUGCUGUUGUUUUCAACACAAUGAAUUGUCUUCUAACCGGAUAUAUUAUGUCUGUGUCUGUCUCUCUCCUCACAUAUCUUUCUCUUCCCCUCUGCUCUUCUCUUAUUUCCUGUCUCUUUCUUUACUCCUGCCCAACUCCUGCCCUUUUCUCUCUCUCUCUCUCUCUCUCUCUCUCUCUCUCUCUCUCUCUCUCUCUCUCUCUCUCUCUCUCUCUCUCUCUCUCUCUCUCUCUCAAUUCAAUUUCAAUUUCAAUUCAAGGGCUUUAUUGGCAUGGGAAACGUGUGUUAACAUUGCCAAAGCAAGUGAAGUAGAUAGUAAACAAAAGUGAAAUAAACAAUAAAUAUUAACAGUAAACAUUACACUCAGAAGUUUCAAAAGAAUAAAGACAUUUCAAAUGUCAUAUUAUGUAUAUUUACAGUGUUGUAACACUGUGCAAAUAGUUAAAGUACAAAUGGGAAAAUAAAUAAACAUAAAUAUGGGUUGUAUUUACAAUGGUGUUUGUUCUUCACUGGUUGCCCUUUUCUUGUGGCAACAGGUCACAAAUCUUGCAGCUGUGAUGGCACACUGUGGUUUUUCACCCAGUAGAUAAGGGAGUUUAUCAAAAUUGGGUUUGUUUUCGAAUUCUUUGUGGAUCGCUGUAAUCUGAGGGAAAUAUGUGUCUCUAAUAUGGUCAUACAUUUGGCAGGAGGUUAGGAAGUGCAGCUCAGUUUCCACCUCAUUUUGUGGGCAGUGUGCACAUAGCCUGUCUUCUCUUGAGAGCCAGGUCUGCCUACGGAGGCCUUUCUCAAUAGCAAGGCUAUGCUCACUGAGUCUGUACAUAGUCAAAGCUUUCCUUAAGUUUGGGUCAGUCACAGUGGUCAGGUAUUCUGCCACUGUGUACUCUCUGUUUAGGGCCAAAUAGCAUUCUAGUUUGCUCUGUUUAUUUGUUUGUUCUUUCCAAUGUGUCAAGUAAUUCUCUCUCUCUCUCUCUCUCUCUCUCUCUCUCUCUCUCUCUCUCUCUCUCUCUCUCUCUCUCUCUCUCUUUCUCUCCCUACCUCCCUCCCUCUAUCCCCUCACUCUCUCCUGCAGGUUUACUAUCUGCCAUAAGACAGAGGUGGUGAAGAAUACGUUGAAUCCAGUGUGGCAGUCAUUCACCAUUCCAGUCAGAGCACUCUGCAACGGGGACUUUGACAGGUAUAGAACUCACCUCUCGCCUCUCUCACCCCCUCUUGCCUCCCUCAUCCCAUCUCACACCCUCUCAUCCCGCUGA
This is a messenger RNA of Coregonus sp. 'balchen', 24777 nucleotides long. The record is from the annotation of a GenBank genome assembly. Lineage: Eukaryota; Metazoa; Chordata; Actinopteri; Salmoniformes; Salmonidae.